GUAUCAUCGGUGAGCUCAGAAACCCACUCCCAUGGCUACCUCUACCCCCCUGUUCACUAUCUCCCCUCUUAUUCACAGGCAAACCUCCUCCUCCUCGAAACUCUUCGUAACAAACCCUAACUAUAAAACUAAAAUCAUCACAAUCCUAUGUUCCUCUUCCUCCUCCUAUCCUCAAUCUACCACCAUUCUUGAAACCCUAGCUCCUCCACCGCUAAUCCUUUCCGUCAACGACACUACUCCUGAGAGAUGGGUACCUCACCGGAAAAGGAAGGUCGUGAUGCGCGUCGGUUACGCCGGCAUCGAUUUCAGAGCUACAAAGAAAGAUCUCGAAAUAGCCAUUUACAAAGCAGGCGGAAUUCAUGAGAGCAACUUCGGGGAUGCACAUAAAAUGGGUUGGGCCACAAGUAGCCUAAUCCAUGAAGAAGUUCAUUCUUUAUCAACCAUCGUAUCCUUAAAAAUGGAAAUACCCGAAAAUGCCUGGAUUGAUGACCCAAAAGGGGUAACACUUGCAGAUAUCGUCAAUACACAUCUUCCAAAAAAUAUUAGAGUUUUCAGCAUUCUACCUUCACAAAAGCGUUUUAAUGUUGAAAAGGAAUGUAACAUGCGGAAAUAUUGUUACCUUCUUCCUUUAGAAGCCAUUGGGAUCACUAGCAACUUCAGCAAAGCUAAAGUUAGACAUCAUUUGUCAGAGUUCAAUAAUAUACUUCGUCUUUUUGAGGGAACACAUCCUUUCCAUAACUAUACCGUCAAACCCAAGCAUAGGAAAAAGCAUCGUGCAAAUAGAAGAGGUAAAUUGUUGAGUGAGUCACCCGAAUCUAUGUUUAAUGGAGAAUCAGAAUCAGGAUAUGGUGAAUUUGAUGGAGAAGAACCUCUUCAGACAGAUGAAACGGUCAUAGAACAUGUUGAUGGAGAACACAUAUCAUCAAGAUAUGCUGAUUCUGAUGAACUGGUUGAAGAAUCUGUUGCAAAUGGGAAUGGUUUAAGUGAUCCACCCGUCUUUGCUAAAUGGCUACAUCGACCUGAUGAGAAAGACCGGGUAUUCGAUUUCCAUUUCAGAAAAAUUUUCCAGUGUGUAUGUGGACAAACGAAACAUUUGUCUGGAGCAAGUUAUGUUACAGUCUACAUUUGUGGGGAGUCGUUCAUGCUGGAUCAAGUCCUCAAAAUGGUCGGAGCAGCUGUGGCAGUGAAGCGAGGAUUACUUCCGAGGGAUGUAAUUUAUCCGCUAUCUUUUUCCAAACUCACGCGUUUUGUCCUACCGACUGCUCCGCCGGAGUUAUUAUUUCUACAGUGGAACCGAUAUGCCUUGGAAAGCCAACCUAACCAUACUACUCGGCCUGAGAUUCUAACCAUGGUUGAAUCUGAAGAUAUAUUAUCUAAUGUCGAAAAUUUCUACAAAUCAAUCAUGUUGCCUCAGUUUUUAGAAUUCUUGGAUCCUUUGAAAUCUCCAUGGAAGGAGUGGGUUGAGGUAUUAGAUGCAAGCACUAGGAUUCCGGAUUCUCAGUUGGAUGAAGUGAGGAAUGCUUGGAUUGAAUGGAAGAAAAAGGAUACAGAUAAGGCUGCAUCAUAUUGAUCUUGCUAAGACAUGUUCAGCUCGAGAAGAAGAUCGUGCCUAAUGAUUCUCAGUGUAGUCGUAGGAUAUCAGUCUUGCCCGAAUGCUAUUGAUGAACAACAGCCCGGUUUUUAGUACGUGGAUAGAACUGGACUGGAUGGAACUCGCGGAGUUAGGCAGGUGGAAACUGGGCAUUGUUAAGAAUGUGGUUCGGAGGAGGAGAAAGUCUCAGGUUCAAGUCUUUGCCGACUUAAUUAAUUAUUUUUUUGUGCUUUAUAUUGUAACUGUAAUUAAUUUUUAUUUAAAUUUAAAUUAAGAUAAUGAUUUUGUGUCGUC
Messenger RNA from Cynara cardunculus var. scolymus (artichoke), 1885 nucleotides. RefSeq names its product putative tRNA pseudouridine synthase. NCBI's taxonomy places the organism in Eukaryota, Viridiplantae, Streptophyta, Magnoliopsida, Asterales, Asteraceae. The transcript is spliced from 7 exons. The coding region runs from base 32 to 1570 and encodes 512 amino acids. The record is from RefSeq and is a predicted model, not a curated record. Gene Ontology annotation, cellular component: nucleus. Gene Ontology annotation, biological process: mRNA pseudouridine synthesis; tRNA pseudouridine synthesis. Gene Ontology annotation, molecular function: RNA binding; pseudouridine synthase activity.